Molecule: messenger RNA, 708 nt
Organism: Heterotrigona itama
Lineage: Eukaryota; Metazoa; Arthropoda; Insecta; Hymenoptera; Apidae
Source: the annotation of a GenBank genome assembly
AUGAACGGGCGGAAGCAGAGUCUGGGGGAGCUCAUCGGCACUCUGAACGCGGCCAAGGUGCCGGCCGACACCGAGGUGGUUUGUGCUCCCCCUACUGCCUAUAUCGACUUCGCCCGGCAGAAGCUAGAUCCCAAGAUUGCUGUGGCUGCGCAGAACUGCUACAAAGUGACUAAUGGGGCUUUUACUGGGGAGAUCAGCCCUGGCAUGAUCAAAGACUGCGGAGCCACGUGGGUGGUCCUGGGGCACUCAGAGAGAAGGCAUGUCUUUGGGGAGUCAGAUGAGCUGAUUGGGCAGAAAGUGGCCCAUGCUCUGGCAGAGGGACUCGGAGUAAUCGCCUGCAUUGGGGAGAAGCUAGAUGAAAGGGAAGCUGGCAUCACUGAGAAGGUUGUUUUCGAGCAGACAAAGGUCAUCGCAGAUAACGUGAAGGACUGGAGCAAGGUCGUCCUGGCCUAUGAGCCUGUGUGGGCCAUUGGUACUGGCAAGACUGCAACACCCCAACAGGCCCAGGAAGUACACGAGAAGCUCCGAGGAUGGCUGAAGUCCAACGUCUCUGAUGCGGUGGCUCAGAGCACCCGUAUCAUUUAUGGAGGCUCUGUGACUGGGGCAACCUGCAAGGAGCUGGCCAGCCAGCCUGAUGUGGAUGGCUUCCUUGUGGGUGGUGCUUCCCUCAAGCCCGAAUUCGUGGACAUCAUCAAUGCCAAACAAUGA